CAAAUCUAGCUAUUAAGAUCACGUUGAGUAUUGAUCCAAUUAACUAGUUUCAUUAGAAUCAUUUUGUUGUCGCGUUUUGAAUGAAUCAGCAACAACCAAACAAUUCUUCUAUCAUUGUAAUCUCACCACAUUUUUGCAAUCCGUAUCAAGUAAAUCUCUACAUUGCCAAGAAAGUUAAAAAUGUAACAGAAGGUAAUAAGUUAGGUGUUUUUGAUACCAACGGAAACAAUAUCUUCAAAGUUACAGGUAAUCUUCUCAGCAGUUGCCGUAUGCUUGUCGAUGCUGCCGGAGUUCCUAUCGUGACUUUACAAGAACAGAGAUUUACUUUACACAAUCGAUGGAAAGUAUAUAGAGGAGAUAGCUCAAACUCAGAAAAUCUGUUGUUUAGUAUCAAGAACUCUAAGGCUCUACAAAUCAAGACUAACUUGGAUGUGUUCUUAGCAUCCAACACAAAUGAAGAUGUCUGUGAUUUUAAGGUUAAACAAAACUACAGUGAGAAAUCUUGUGUCGUCUAUCGAGGUUCGGGAUCUGAAAACAUCAUUGCUGAGAUGCACAAAGAAAAGACUGAAGUUUUGGGCAAGGACACAUUCUCAGUCACUAUCCACCCGAACAUCGAUUAUGCAUUUAUUAUCGCACUUCGUGUGGUUCUGGAUGAGAUGAAUAAAGCUGCCAAGAGAGGCGACAGCGGGGUGGGGGCGGUAUCCGGGGCAGUGGUGGGAGUGAUUACUGCAUGAGAUACCAUAAGAUUAGUAGAUACUGCACUACUCUAGAAAUGCAGUAAAAUUGCUAAUUACAACACCUUUUAAGAACAAUCUUGUAUCUUUUUACUACAAAUAACCUCAUCAAUGAGUAAAUUUAGAGUGUGCCAAGAAGACCCUCCUACUUUCAUUG
Papaver somniferum (opium poppy) is the source of this 891-nucleotide messenger RNA. Its product is annotated as protein LURP-one-related 10-like. Lineage: Eukaryota; Viridiplantae; Streptophyta; Magnoliopsida; Ranunculales; Papaveraceae. The record is from RefSeq and is a predicted model, not a curated record. The transcript has 3 exons. Bases 81 to 734 code for a protein of 217 amino acids.